Diaporthe amygdali is the source of this 1728-nucleotide messenger RNA. RefSeq lists its product as uncharacterized. The coding region runs from base 1 to 1728 and encodes 575 amino acids. The transcript has 3 exons. Gene Ontology annotation, molecular function: transmembrane transporter activity. Lineage: Eukaryota; Fungi; Ascomycota; Sordariomycetes; Diaporthales; Diaporthaceae. Gene Ontology annotation, biological process: transmembrane transport. The record is from RefSeq and is a predicted model, not a curated record.
AUGUCGAAGCACGGGAUGCGCGACUCUAUGGAGGAGGUGUUGGUGGAGAGGAGCAAUGGGUCUGCCGAAGCCCAGGUGGUUGGAUCGACUCAACUCUUCAAGGAUGGAAAGCUGCGAUGCGUCCCGAUGCCCACACCCGAUCCCAAAGACCCUCUCAACUUGCCUGAGUGGAGGAAAUGGGCCGCCAUUAUAACACUAUCAUUAUUUGGUGCGCUGGCUCUUUCGGCGGAGACAAUCGUCGGCGCCUUGGUGCCCAUUUUCGUCCUCGAGUAUGCCGGCAUCGACCCCAAGAUCCUCGGAAAGAUUGAUCUCAGCACACUCAACCUCGCUGGAGCGAACGGAAAGCCAGCCGACCCAAUCCAGCUGCUGAACAGCCUAGGAGGGCCGCCAAUCUCCAAAGUCGACCUGAUCUCAACCCUGCCUAUCCUCGUCAAUGGUAUUGCAUCUUACGUCUUGGUCCCACUGUCCAUCGGUGUCGGCAGGCGACCAGUCAUCCUGUUCUCGGGUGUCCUGGCUUGGGCAGGUGGCCUGUGGGCAGGAUUCAGCACCAGUUUGAACAGCCACAUUGCUGCGAGAGUGUUCCAGGGAUUCGGAGCCGGCGCUGUUGAGGCUCUGAUUCCCCUCAUCCUGCAAGACAUGCUGUUCAUUAACCAGCGUAACAAGGCCUUCUCGCUCAUCAGUGCCGGCCAAGGUCUCUUCGUUGUCAGUAUCGGUUUGACCAGCCCACUCAUUAUCGUGAACCUCAGCUGGAGGUGGAUCUAUUAUAUCACUGCCGGUGCCGGUAUCCUUGUAUGGAUUGCGAUGAUCUUCUUUGUUCCCGAGACACGAUGGGAGCGUUCCCAAGAUGAGCUUGCUGGAAGGGAGGUCUUCCCACUGCGUCCCGGCGAGGUACGGCCGCGUCUCGACCACGCCAGGUACGGAUACCGCACCAACAAGAACGACUUCGGCCUCUUCUCCGUUCCAUUCAAGUGGAACCUGUGCAGGCGCUCCGUCGUCGAGACCGUCAAGGCUACAUUCUUCCCCAACGUGCUUUGGGUCAUUGCUCUUAACUCGAUCUUCAUCGGUGCGCUCUCAGCCACGACUCAGAACGCCGCGGCUAUCAUCCUCAGUCUCAAGCUCAAGUUCACGCAACUGGGACUGGUUGUUCUACCCGUCGUCGCCGCCACCCCAUUCGUUUGGUUCUUUGGCGGCUACUUGGCCGACAAGAUCAGCAACAAGUAUGCCAAGCGCAAUGGAGGAAAGAGAGAGCCAGAGGCCCAUCUGAUCAGUCUCAUCUUCCCCUUGCUGGCCGGCGUUGCUGGGCCCAUCCUGUUCGGCUACGCUGGUCAGAACACGGCGUCGCGGCCACUUGUCCCGCUCCUGGUUGGAUUCUUCCUCAUCGGCUUCGGUGGAUUGACCAUGAACUCACUUGUGAGCGUAUACUUGGUUGAGUGUUACCCGAACUUUGCUGGCCCUGUUCUCGUAACUAUGUCCUCAUUCCGCCUUAUCGCCGGAUUCUUGAUUAGCUUCAAGUCCGCUGACUGGAUCCUGGACAUUGGCUUCAUCAAGACCUUCAGUAUUUACAGUGGAAUCAUGCUUCUCUUCACACUCAUGCUUCCCCUUGUCUUCUAUUACGGCAAGCAGAUGAGGUUGUGGAGCGCUGGCAAGCUCGGUGCUGGUGGAGAUGAUGACUCGAAGAGCAUGAAGAGUAUCGAGAUGGACUGGGACAGGCAGAGCCGCAAGAACUGA